Amaranthus tricolor (Joseph's coat) is the source of this 4008-nucleotide messenger RNA. RefSeq lists its product as uncharacterized. NCBI's taxonomy places the organism in Eukaryota, Viridiplantae, Streptophyta, Magnoliopsida, Caryophyllales, Amaranthaceae. Gene Ontology annotation, molecular function: protein binding; metal ion binding; RNA binding. The transcript has 14 exons. Bases 168 to 3449 code for a protein of 1093 amino acids. The record is from RefSeq and is a predicted model, not a curated record.
UUUCCACUUUCCGGUAUAGAAACCUCCCCUUCUCCCCCUUUGCAUUUACAUUCCUCAUUUUCUUUUUCUUCUUUCUCUCUCUCCUCUUUCUACACCAAAACCAAGCUACAUUUGAUCAAUUUUGCACUCAAAUUUCUCAGGUUACGGAACUCAAUUAACCGCCACCGAUGCAAAUAUUCAGCAGCUUUGAAAUAGAGAAUUCGGAGACGAAAAUGCAGAAUUUUGAAGUUUCAUCGCUCCAUCGUUCACUUCCUGCUGAAAGCAUAUAUACUUCUCGCCUUUGCAAUAAAACUAUAAUGGACGUUAAAGUGCAGAGUAUCAAAGAAUUUUUGCCGGAAAGCAUCUAUCCAUCUCCGAUAGCAACAGAAAAGGCCGAAACAAAAACAAGCAUAGAAAACGCGCUAAUCAAAGCGAUAGUCAUUGACGACAAAUCAAAACUCAUCGAACAAGCGAAGGAGAUAAACUCAAUCACUGCCGAUGAUUCAGAAGUAAUACUAGAUCGAAAAAGGAUGUCAAAGCUUCUUCAUCUUUGCUGUGAGUUGGACUCAGUGAACUCGGCAGAAGCGCUACUCAACGGAGAAUUAACCAACGGGAGAGUAGUUCCUUUGACAAACGAAAUCGACGCUGAUUCAGGUUUCGCUCCUCUGCAUACUGCCGCAGAGAAUCACGGUUUCCUGUGCAUUGAACUUCUUCUCAGAAAAAGAGCGCGUACAGAUAUGAAGACAAAAAAGCCAAAUAAAAGCGCUACAGUAGGAGUACCUGGUAAUGGUAGCGGUAGUGGGAACGACAUUAGCACUGUGAGGAGUCUGCUUCCGCUGGAGUUGGCUCUGUGCAGCAGAAGGAUGGAGCUAGAUUGGAAACCAGAUCAACCGCUUGAUGAUUUACUUUUGCAGCUUAGCGAAAAGGAUUUGGGUCCCAUCAAAGUAUUGUCAGAAAAAACCAAGGAAGUAGGAGAGGUGGCGUAUACCUUUGCAAUAGAAGGGAGGGUGGCAGCUCUUGCUGCACUAUUGAUGGUGGCUGCAGAGAAGGUAAAUGGGUCCGUGUUAGAGGUUCGGACCAAAACUGAUUUGGCGGCAGAGAAGAUGACAGUGUAUGGUGGUGUGGUCAAGGAAGCUGUUUCCAUUUAUAUCGGAACUCGAGGCAAGCAGAAAGCAGUUCAAGUGAGCAAAAAUGGCAUCCAUGAUGGCGAGGAGGAGAGGAGGAAGGUAUUACUUCGGGAGAUGGAGUUGCUUCAUUUUUUUGGGGCUUCACCUAAUAAUAGCUUUGUGGAUAAGAAAGUAACAUCUCCACUGAUAAUUGCUUCCCAGGCAGGAGAUGAAGCUGUGGUGAAGCUGCUUCUGCAAACAGGCAUUAAUGUAAGUGAUGCUGAUGUCGAAGGUAACUCUGCUCUUCAUUGGACUCUUAAAGCAUCAAAAGUGUCAAGUCCUGAGCAUAUCAGCAUUAUAGGCCUCCUUCUGAAGCAUGGUGCUCGAGUGAGACAAAAGGAUAGGCUGGGAUUGACGGCUGUUCAUGUAGCUGCUGCAAAUGGUAACUUAGAAGCCCUUAAGUUGCUGCUGACUCAUGAUUCUGACUCAGUUCAUAUAACAUCCGUACUAAAAGAAACUCCUUUGUUUUUUGCUGCAAAAAAUGACUUCAUAGAGUGUGCCCAACUCCUUGUGAGUUAUGGAGCAGCCACAGACAUCCAUAAUUUGCGUCGAGAAAGACCUAUAGACUUGGCAAAAUCACAAGAUAUGCGAUCUGCAAUAAACAGGACAAGUAUAAUCAUAACCAAUAGGACAUCCCAGCAGAAAUACAUUGCACGCAUACAAAAUAAUCAGGUGGUUUCAGAAACUUGUGAAGCACUUUCCAAGGAAUCCUACUCAACUUCUGAGAGUGUUGACUCUAGUACAGAUGGUGAGAUUUGCAAAUAUUAUGCAUCAGCAACAGGAUGUGCUAGAGGGUCAACAUGUUUUUACAGACAUGGUGAAGAGGAGCAGUGGAGUUUAAAGUCAAAAGCAAACCUUGCUCGUUCUACUGUUUUAGCAGAAUUCAAGCGAAAGAUAUUUGUUGGAGGACUACCACCUGACUUGGACUCUGGUUCAUUAGGUGAUGUUAUGCAAGAGCGAUUUGGACCAGUGGCUGAUGCAAAUGUUUUAAGAAUGGAAACGGAAGAUCAAGUAGUAUCGCGGGGUUUUGGUUUUGUUACCUUCAAGCAUGAGAAAUCUGUAGCUGCUGCUUUGGAGACCCACCACACCCAUAUCUGGGGCAAGAAAGUUGAAAUGAAAAGCGCAGUUCCGAAAUGGUUGUUUUCCCUAGAAGAUCGUGAAGAUGAACCUCAGAAAGAGAUAGUUCAACAGGAAAGCAUGCAACCAACAAAAAGUCAGAGUUUAGGAGAGGAUAUACCUAAGAAGAAAUCUUGGGCUGAACAUGUAGGUAAAGCACUACCAGACUUUUCAGUGAAUAUGCGCCAGGCCUGCAGACCACAGAAUUCUGGCCAAGAUAAGCCUGUUUGGUUUGCUACUUUCAAGAAAUGGCUUCCACAAUUCUUAAGAAAGUUGUCGAAGAAUUCAGGAGGCGAAUAUUAUUCCCUAUCAUCUUUGAAAACCGAUUUCAAGUCAAUUUUUGGGCUAGACCUUGACCAUGCCUCUCUUGGUUACUCUAAAUUGAGUGAUUUUGUUAGGUCUUUGUCUGACCUAUGUAGGGUGAAGAUCAUCCACACCGGUGGUCAGGUUCCUAAUCACAUGAUUCUCUUGCCUGUUGUGCCCCGACCCCCACCACUGGUUGUACCAAAGAAGAUAUUAUCUGUGUCUCGCACAGCUGCACCAGUCCCUGUAAGUGUUGAUGAUGCAUCUGAUUUCGGAUGUGCUGGCAUGAUGAAAGGAGCAACAGAAAGUGAUACUCAUUCUGAUAAGACAUCUGAGACAAAAGUUGAUGCUAAUUCUUCUGUGAAUGAAGAAUAUGGAAGGACCAGAAAUCCUACUCUUAAUGCUACCCCUCCUAUAGACUAUUCCAGGUUUCUCCAGUUUUUGAAUCCAGACCCUAUAUUUCUUGCUCGAACAUGGCUCGGUACUGGAGGCUACAAGUUUCAAGAUGAGCAAUGCAGGCGAAAGCAUCUGGUUUUGGAGGCUCUUUCUCUAAAGAGGAAGCAAGUGUUUUUUCUCAGAGGCCCUAAUUUCUACAAAGACUAUGCAACUAAACUCCAGCAAGGCAAUUGUUUUGCUUGUGAAAAGCAGCAGUUGCUUUGGGCCAAUUAUCCAUGCCAACAUAUGCUGUGGUGUGGCGACUGCAAGCUUGUAGCCAUGAAGAUUGCAGCAGUUGGCACUUCAACUCACAAAUGUGUGCUUUGUGAUGAAGUGGUCGAAAAGAUUAAUUUGAUCCCCUGGACUAAAAGGCAGCUUCAAAAAUAUGAUGAUAUAGAAUUCCCUUCUUUCUAUACUGCCUCUAUGAGAAGUCAAGGAAUCCGGGCUUGAUGAGACUACCGUUAGACAAGUUGUGUAAACGUUGAAAAUAAUUCUUCUCUUGGGUGCGAAAAUGAGGUUGCUUUACCUGCACAACGUUCACUGUUAGGAAGGCCGCUACAGAAGUAUUAUUCUAUCGAGAAUCUCCGUUUUGGUAAAGGAGUUCAAAGGGGGGAUUGGAUGUAAAACAGCAGAAAGAGCAGGGUACUGCCUUACUAAGCAACAAGUAUCCUUGUUGAUACUGGGAAAUAGCUAGGUAUAUACAAAAUGUUGGUGAACAUAUUCCUUUUCGAGAAUUACCUGUAAAUGAACUGGCUGCUUAGCUCUUUUCAAGCAAAUCUUUAAUUUGCUGAGUCCAGGUUUAAAGUGGAUUUGGACAAGGAGAAUCCCGGGCCUAAUGGAAAAUGUCAUGAAUAUUUAAAUGCUGCAUAUCAAACACCAAGUAUUUUGCUUUCAUGGCACCCCACCUAAAGAAAAUAUACUAGUACAUCUCAAGUCUGAACUGGUCAGUGCCACACUACCAAAACUGAUACAUCUCCCUUGCUUUCCUAAAGUAACAUGACAAAUUACA